Messenger RNA from Leptosomus discolor (cuckoo roller), 1275 nucleotides. The record is from RefSeq and is a predicted model, not a curated record. NCBI's taxonomy places the organism in Eukaryota, Metazoa, Chordata, Aves, Leptosomiformes, Leptosomidae.
CUGAUAGACCGAGCCACCAGCCCUCGCGACGAAGGCGAUCCCAAAGCUGAGCAGAAGACCCUGGAGGAGAGCUGGCAGGACUUGGCCUUGAUCAAGACAACACCAAAACCCCCCAAGAAGCAGAGAAGGGAAGACCUCAGCGAGCCUCUGCUCUCUCCGGCUUGGCCGCCGGUGCCAGAGACCAGGGUCUGCUCUGCUCCUCCGGAGAUUCCUCGGGUCGAAUCCAGCCCUCCGCGCUGCCUCACGCUGCAGGAGAAGCUCCUCUCCCACUACAGCAGCCGGCUGGCCGUGCCCGAGUCACAAGCAUCCCUCGCCCCGCAGCUGGCCAGGGGCAUCUGUGCCCAACUGCAGAACUCCCUGCAGAGCAGGUACCCGGAGCUGCCCUUCGGUGACUUCUUCCUCAGCGGUCCCCUGCUCGAUGGCCUCGGGGUUCUGGCAGCCGACCACAUCCACCUCAUGCUGCCGGUGGUCCUCGACGUCGCGCUCUGGAGCCUCAUCCCAGGGGAGGACACCGUGGUGAGGAACCCCCAGUACUGGAUGAUCAAGAGGACUGAUCUGGAGUAUUUCCCUCGUGGGCGCAGCCCCUGGGACAGGUUCAUCGUGGGACGGUACCUCUCCUCCAACGUCCUCAACGAGACGCUCCACAAGGUGCUGGUGGCCUCCAUUAACUGGCCUGCCAUAGGCAGCCUGCUGGGGAGCGUCAUCUACCCGGUCGUGGCCUCCCAGGAGCUGAAGCUGGAAGUCAAACACGAUCAGGUCGAGCUGAGCAUCACCCUCUUCCCGGUGGUGGAAAUGGAGGACAAGGUUCUUCUGGCUGCUCCUCCUGAAGGACUGGUGGAAAACCUCUGGCUUGAGAGCUUUUACAGGGCAGAGGUCUCGAAGGUGAAGGAGCUGGACGCCGGUGACUCCGGGGCUCGGCAGCACUGCCUCCGCAUCCUGAACGGCGUCUGCAAGAGCCAUCCUGCCCUGCACAAACUGAGCGGCAGCCCCUUGACCCACGUCAUCCUUCACCUCAGUGCCACCAGUUCGGACUGGGCAGAAGAAAGCCUUGCUGACAGGUUCCAGCAGGUGCUUGAGGAGCUGGUCGGCUACCUGGAGAAAGGGGUCUUGCCUUCCUAUUUCAACCACAAAAUCAACCUCUUCUGUGAGCUGUUGGAAGAGGAAAUCGAUGAGAUGGGCUUCACCUACCCUCUGUGCAAAGUGCUUCAGCCUCCUGCCCGCCCUGGUGCCGUGUGUCACCUCGGUACUGACCCCCAGGACCUGCUCUGUGUCUAG